This is a messenger RNA of Acanthaster planci (crown-of-thorns starfish), 4597 nucleotides long. Its product is annotated as antiviral innate immune response receptor RIG-I-like. Gene Ontology annotation, cellular component: cytoplasm. NCBI's taxonomy places the organism in Eukaryota, Metazoa, Echinodermata, Asteroidea, Valvatida, Acanthasteridae. The record is from RefSeq and is a predicted model, not a curated record. Gene Ontology annotation, molecular function: ATP binding; nucleic acid binding.
CAGAGCCGUAAGAAAAGCCUUGAUUGACUUCAGGCCGUCUUCAAGGAUCCUUGUGCCACAAAUUGUUUGUCUUUCUGUGCUGGUCAAGAGUGUAACAUUAUUAAAUGGUUGCUGAUGAAGUGGGUUUUUCAAAAGCCUUGUUUGGGCUAGAGCAACUUGUGGUCUGCAUAGGAGUUUAGGCAGCGAGCUUUUCAGAGUUGUUUCACAGCAAUGGAUGCAGGAGAAACCAUGGCAACAGCCAGUGAACUGCAGCAUCUGCACCUGCAGCCUGAGGGCAGAUCGGUGAUGUCACAGAGGAUGAUGCAAGACCCAAGAACAUCACAAGGUGUGGUUCCGUACUCACCGCAUGGUGAACUUGUGCCACAUCGUUCAUCACCUACAGUGAAUGCCCUGCAAGUAUCAACUAGUAAUACGCAGCAACUCGGUUUCAUCAGUGGCAACAAUAACAUGGUACUUCAUGCCGGUACAAUCAACAUCUUCCAAGGAUCAGGAGCCACCGCUGCUCCACCAGGGAGAAGUCAAGCAAAUUUACCUCUCCAGAAUGAAGAUGGCAGACAGCAAAACCGUCAUACAUCUAACCGAGCAGAGAUGGGGUGUGGAGUGCAAAUAGAAGAGUUUCCUGAUGAAGACAGUGCAUCACUGCAUGCAGAGCAAGUUGAAUGUACACCAAGUCCAGAAAGGCCGCAGUUAUUCCUAGACCAACUAGAGCUUGCUGAGGAUGCAGUGCAGGGGAAAAACACUGUCCUGGUAGCCCCCACGGGAUCUGGUAAGACUCACGUGGCAGGGUACAUCAUCCAUGAUCACUUUAUUGCUGAGAGACCAAAACCUGUUUGGAACCGACGUGCCCUGUUCCUCGUCACCACCGUCAAUCUAGUUGAACAGCAGAGCAACAAGCUAAAAUUUCUCCUAGAACGUGACAACUUUUUCAGCGUUGUUGGCAUCCAUGGCACUUCCGAGUUGUCACUUAAAGAAGAAGCGAAGAAGAGAAAUGUCAUUGUGGUGACAGCUCAGCUCCUGGAGAAUGCCCUCAGCUAUAUCCCGCUAGACUACUUCUCACUGCUGGUGUUUGAUGAGUGCCAUCUUUGCCAGAAGGACCAUGCAUACAAUACUAUCAUGGCUCGCUAUAUGGAUGAGAAAGACAGAGGAAACUUCAACUUACCACAGAUUGUCGGUAUGACUGCCAGUCUCGGGACUGGCAAGGCUAAGGAGCAGAUGGAUGCUGACAACCAUGCCAUCCAGAUUUGCGCCAAUAUGGAUGCUCAGAGUAUCUCCCUGGUUAUCAGGAAUAGGACAGCUCUGGAAUCACGGGUCAAUAUUCCAAAAGAAGUGAAACCUAUUGAGGUCAGUUGCAGAAAGAUCGACCCUUUCGCUGACAAAAUCAAGGAAAUCAUGAAGAGAAUUGAGACCAUGCUGAAUGAUUCCCCUUACUCGGCAGUCCGCAUGUCUGUCAACAGUGAGCCCAUUCCCAGCGAGCUGGGUAGCCAAGCUUUCCGCCAGUGGUGCGACAGGAUGAAACGUUGCAGCCAGAAAAUCAUCACGCUCUAUGAAGGAGUCCCUUACCGCAUCCUGCAGGCCUGCAUUAGCCAGUUAAAGGAGUACAAUGCAGCUCUGCUUAUCAACAAGCAGGUGCGCACCAAGGAUGCCUUCAAUUACCUUGCUAACAUGAUGGACAAGAUGAACGACAGGAGGAGGAAAUUUGAUGAUAAUGACAGGGAGCUCUGGCUACUGUAUAACAGAGAAGAGAGAAUUCUAGAACGGAUUAAGGAUGACCCAAACAAUGAAAAUCCUUUGCUGGAGAAGCUGUGUGAGAUCAUUCUGGCGGAGUACAGUAUUCGUCCACAUUCCAGGGCCAUCCUGUUUGUGAAGACCAUAGACACAACGCAGGCAUUGCAAGACUGGAUAACUGAGACACCGGAACUGAAAUUUUUGAAUCCCGGCAGGAUAGCAGGGUCGAGAGACAUGAAAUCCAACCAGCAGAACAAAGUCAUUGAAAAGUUCCGCAAUGGUGAACACAAGAUGUUAGUGGCGACCAACUUGCUUGAGCAGGGCACCGAUGUCCCGGAAUGCAACCUUGUCAUACGACUUGACUAUGUGCCAAGUGAUUUUGGCCACGUUCAGAUCAAAGGUCGCACAAGAGCGAAAGGUGGGAGGAGUUACCUCAUCACUCUGGUUGAUUCUAAUGGUGCCGCCCGCGAUUCCGCUAACCGCCAGCGGGAGAUCAUGAUGAUGGAGGCAGCUCAACAUCUCAAAGACAUGACACAGAGCAGCUUUAAAAAUCACAUGGAGAGCUGGCAGAGGAGUAAUCGCUCAGAGAGACAAAUCAAAGAAGAAAAGAAGAGACUUGCCCUGGAAGCCAACUGUGAUGAGGUAUUUGUAUUCUGCUGCAGCCGUUGUAGCAAACCUGCAUUCCUGUCACGUGACGUUGGCAGGUACAAGAACUGCACGUACCUGGUCCUAGAUGUGGACUUCUCGCAGCACAUGGAAAUAAGGCCUCAUCCAAAACCGAAGCAGUUGGGGGCCAACCUAACCAUCAUCGGGAAAAUGUUCUGUAAGAAAUGCGGGCAUGACUGGGGGUCUUUGACUCAUAUCAAACAACUAUACUACCCAUCGGCAAAAAUUUCCCAGUUCACCCUCCGAAGCUACAACACAGGUCUAGCUCACACCUUCAAAAAGUGGAGAGAUGCAACUUUCAAAGUAAAAGAUUUGGUGGCUUUGCCUCCUGAUGCUGCGGUAGAGGUUGCCCCCGAUGUUUUGAGAAAGUUGGAAAUCAACCUGCCUUAAUUCAGGCACUUGAACUUGACCACAAGGACAAAAGAUGUGGAUAAAACCAAGGAGUUCUGGAGAAUUAGAUUUCAUAUUUUCAGUUCAGCAGUACUGAAUUUCAACUGCUUAGACAACUGAUAUUCAUUGCAGUGAUCAAUUCCUACACUGUGCAAAUUCAACUACUUGCAUUUUGCCCCAGAAGUCAAACUUCUACAAAACCAAAGGCAUUUAAUCCACUUGAUACAAUGUAAAAAAAUGGAUUUUGCCUUAUGCAUGUGCACUACUAUAACAUAUGGCCUUUUUACUACUUACGACUCCAACAUUGCUACAUGUAGUACAAUUUUAUGCACAAAUGUACAGUAAAAUAAACUUCUUUAACAAGGUUUAAUUUUUGCCCUUACACUGAUUUUUAUCGGACUAAAUGUAUAUUCUCAGCGUGGUUCGAGAGUAGCAAAAGGAAAUCUCAGAAAAAAAAUGAAAAAAGGUGUGAAAGAAAAUCAUACACCGGUGUAAGGGCUGAACCUAGUAUGAAAUUCCCUGACACAAAAAAACCACCUUAUUCAGUGAAGAUUGUUGAGUCUCAAAGUAAAUAAGGUUUGUUAAAGUCAUAGGUUCUAUCUGAAAGAAAGUGAGACCAGCCCAUUCCUUUUGGACUCCUAAUUAUUAGAGCCAACUUGAUGAUUAUGUAAUGCACAUUGUUCGUUCUCGACAGGAAAGACAGUCAUUUGGUUUAUUCACUGUGGGCUUUCUAUACACAGCUUCUUGAAGAUGCAUAUCUUAUACAUAUUUCAUACUUGACAAGGAAGAUAAUUAAAUUAAGAUUGUAUUAUCUUAGCUUGUCAGACUCACUGAUGAAUAAGGAUAUUUGAAGAGAUUUUUAUCCCAUGUCAAUAAAUACUUGGGGAAAAUGUGGGAUUUGGGAAAUAUUAAUUAUUAAUUAUUUUAGCUUGGUGAGUUAAUGAAGUUAGUAGUCUAGUUUCAAGUUGCAGACAGCUAGUUGAUGGUAAUGAAGAUGAGCCAUACGUACAAUUCAUGAUGCUGCGGCAGCAUUUUCAGAUUAGGAGCAGUGGUGGAAAGUUUCGAGAAAGAUAAUUUCAGCAUAAUUUGACUUUUAUUAUUAGUUGUGUAUCAUUUUUACCAAUAGAUUCCUCUUUUUUUUUUUCAAUGUGGACAGCAUCCACAUCUCAGUGAGGAUUUAGCCAAGGUGAAACUCAAGUUAACCCAAUCCAUCUCUUGUAGCUUGAUUGGAAAAAUAAUCCAAGCCUAUCUAAGAAAUUGUCAUUUUCUCUAACGUGACAGGUUGGCGAGCUGAUCACUGUUUGCUGGUCUAGUAACAUCUGUAUUCUCUUGUUGGAGUAACUUCUGCAGGUACUAGAAUAUGUUUGUUGUGGGCUUUAUAAAUAAUUAAGACGUGGUGGCGUAUCUAGGUCUCAGUGGAUUGAAGGGGGGCAAAACGGAUUUCAUUUCUUUCAAAAAUGAUUUAAUUUUUUCACCAACAAAAGAUACCCUCCCCUAACUCAGAUAAGAUUGCCAUUCUCUAACAUGCUGGUGCCUUCAAUGCCUUGAAAAAAAAUAUGAAUUUGAAAUAAAAAUUUGCACCAUGUCCCGGGGCAACUUACCCCCUCCCCUACGCCAUUGGCAGGUUGUUCAUGCACGUAUGAACUGUGGGUUGUUUUCUGAGUAAUUGUUUUCACCGUUUGUUGUGUAUUCUUAGUGAGCAAAAUUCUGUUAAAGUAGUUUGUAUUAUUAAUCAAUGUACAGCCACAUAAAUUGGCUGCUGGAAGUUGAGGUCGUAAUAAACGUAUCCAUUGAUGAGUCCUUAUAGUCAAAUUUA